Dromaius novaehollandiae (emu) is the source of this 6546-nucleotide messenger RNA. RefSeq names its product G protein-coupled receptor kinase 4 (gene GRK4). Gene Ontology annotation, molecular function: ATP binding; G protein-coupled receptor kinase activity. Lineage: Eukaryota; Metazoa; Chordata; Aves; Casuariiformes; Dromaiidae. Bases 397 to 2019 code for a protein of 540 amino acids. Gene Ontology annotation, cellular component: cytoplasm. Gene Ontology annotation, biological process: regulation of signal transduction; protein phosphorylation; signal transduction. The record is from RefSeq and is a predicted model, not a curated record. The transcript has 17 exons.
GAGCCGGCUGCGGUGGGCGGAGGAGGGCGGUCGAGCCAUGGCCGGGGCGGGCGGUCGCUGCCUGCUGCUUGCCUCCGCCCUCGGGGAGGGGGAGGCCGGUGCCGGGGCGAGCAGCGGGUGAUGGGGAAGAGGCGAGCGCGGCGCUGAGGUCCUGCGGGGCCGGAUGAGCGGUGGCGGGGCCCGAGGAGGGGGCCAGGGAGGCAGCGGGAGCAGCCCCGGGGCGGCCUCGGCGCCGGCUGCCCUGCGGGGAAGGAGCCCCCCGCCAUGGAGAUCGAGAACAUCGUGGCCAACACGGUGCUGCUGAAAGCCCGGGAGGUACAAAAAUUACUCUUCCACUGAAAUGUUUUGCAGUUAAAAAAAGGAAAACGGAGUGGACGUAGUAAAAAAUGGAGAGAGAUGCUGAAGUUGCCACCUGUUAGUUAUUGUGAAGGUAUUAGACAUUCAAUCGAAAAAGACUAUAACCAGCUUUGUGACAAACAGCCUAUAGGAAGACUUCUCUUCAGGCAGUUCUGUGAUUCCAGACCAGACUUGAAAAGGUGCAUUGAAUUCCUGGAUGCAGUGGCAGAAUAUGAGGUAUCUUCAGAUGAAAAGCGUAUAGACUGUGGCCUGAAGGUUUUAGAGACCUACUUCACUAAUGGGUCUGCAGCACACUUGCCAGAAAUCCCUCAGGAAACAGUAAAUGAAUGUAAAGCAAGACUGGAAAAGAACCCGUCUAAAGAUCUUUUUAUGGACUGUACCAGAGUUGUCCAUGAAUAUUUAAGCAGAAGGCCUUUUGAAGCUUACCAAGAAAGUGUGUAUUUUUCCCGUUUUUUACAGUGGAAAUGGCUGGAAAAGCAACCAGUAACCAAACACACAUUUAGGCAUUACCGAGUGCUAGGCAAAGGUGGAUUUGGAGAGGUGUGUGCCUGUCAGGUGCGGGCAACAGGAAAAAUGUAUGCUUGUAAAAAGCUAGAAAAAAAGAGAAUAAAGAAGAGGAAAGGAGAAUCAAUGGCUCUAAAUGAAAAAAGAAUUCUAGAAAAAGUGAAUAGUAGGUUUGUAGUUAGUUUAUCCUACACCUAUGAGACAAAAGAUGCCCUGUGUUUAGUAUUAACCAUAAUGAAUGGAGGAGAUUUGAAGUUUCACAUAUACAACAUGGGAAAUCCUGGCUUUGAUGAAGAAAGGGCUAUUUUCUAUGCUGCAGAGUUGUGCUGUGGUCUGGAGGAUUUGCAGAGGGAGAGAAUUGUUUACAGAGACUUGAAGCCUGAGAAUAUACUCCUUGAUGAUUGUGGACAUAUCAGAAUUUCAGAUCUUGGAUUAGCUGUGCAGAUUCCAGAAGGAGAAACGGUCCGAGGGCGGGUUGGGACUGUUGGUUACAUGGCUCCAGAAGUGCUCAAAAAUGAAAAGUAUACCUUCAGCCCUGAUUGGUGGGGUCUUGGGUGCUUGAUUUAUGAAAUGAUUGAAGGACAGUCUCCAUUCAGGAAGCAUAAGGAAAGGGUCAAACGGGAUGAGAUUGACCGGAGAGUAAAGGAAGACCAGGAAACAUAUUCAGACAAGUUCUCAGAGGAGGCAAAAUCCAUCUGCAGGAUGUUACUUGCCAAAAAUCCAGGGGAUAGACUGGGUUGCACUGAAGAUGGAGCUGCUGUUGUAAAACAACAUCCUAUUUUCAAGAAUAUUAAUUUCAAGAGGCUGGAAGCUAACAUGUUAGAACCUCCGUUCUUGCCAGAUCCACGUGCGGUGUAUUGUAAAGAUGUGCUGGACAUAGAACAGUUCUCAACAGUAAAAGGAGUGAACCUGGAUACUACAGAUGAUGACUUUUAUUCCAAAUUUGUUACGGGUUGUGUCUCAAUCCCUUGGCAAAAUGAGAUGAUUGAAACAGGAUGCUUUGAAGAUAUCAAUGCAUAUGAAACUGAUGGUACUGUGUCACCAGACAGAGAGAGGUCUCCUAAACAAAAGAGAGGCUUUUUUCACAGACUUUUCAGUGGAGAGGUCUGUUUUAAAUCUGAUUGCAGUGAUGAUGAACAGGAGUCCUCCAGACUUUAAAUGAUUUUGCUAUCAUCAGAAAGGAUGAAUGAACUUUGAAUGUUUUAUAUCUCUGUAGCAAAGUGUAUUAUAUAUAUUUUUUAUCUGAGUUCAAGGAUUUUUGUACAUUUGUACUUCAUUUGUUUUAAGAUGUAUAUUUUCACUAAAGCAUAACUGUACAAAAAGCAGUGAGUGCCACUUGAGUGAAUGUGUGUUUCUGUAUGUAUUUGUAUCUUGAUUUUAUUUUUUUUUCCAGUGGAAUGAAUCUAGAAAUACUUAAAAGGAUUUUAAAGCACAGAGAUAAUAAUUGCGGCAUAAAUGUAACUUGACUUUGUAUGCUCCUGGUAAGACUCUUCGCAAGCACUAUUUCUUGUUUGUUAGGAUCUUUACAGUAUUCUUAACAGCAAAAUUGCUGUACUGAAAAAUUUCAUAAUUCUGCUAUUAUCUGGCAGCACAGCAGUGCUAUUAUCUAACAUCUCUCAAACUGCUAAGGGGAAAAAAAGGAAUUCCAUGCACUGUGACCUGUUAUUGUGAAAUGUUCUUUAUUGUUUAUAUCUGAAGACUGUCUUGAAUCUGUACCUACUUAUAGAUAGAAUUCUGGACAUUUAGCUUAAUCUUGUAGCAGACUGUAUUGCAUACUCCUCUUACCUUCCCAUCCACACAUCUUCUCCAUACAGUUUCUGGGUAUGGACCAUGCAAGUAGACUCAUGCCAAUUUUAUAAGUAACUAUAUUUUGAGUACCUUGCUGCUUUUACUAAAAGGGUUUCUUUUACCUGUGAGGACUCCCUUUUAUUUUAUUUUUUUUCUGUAAACAAAACUGUUUACAACUCCAUGCUGUAGAAGGUUACAGUGUUAUAAUGGGUUAAAACAGAAAGCAUGGUCUCAUCUUACUAUUUACUACCUGCCUCUCUCAUUAUCAUGUUGUAAUAUCUCAUGUUACAGAAUUGAUGGUGAUCACUGCCACUGAGGGAAGGACAAAGUAGUGUUGAGUAUCAAAUUAAUUAUGUAAAUAAUCUUUUCUUAUAGCCUUUAAAAAAUUAAACAUUAACCUGCUUUUAAUGAUUGCUUAAUGCAGAUGUGGAGCUGAUAUUGAUGGUUUUAGUUAAGAUUACCUGAUACUCAUUGGUAAAAGACUGUUUCCAGUUGCUUGGAAGCUUGUCAGAUUUCCAGUCUUGUGGGCUUGAAGUAUGCCAAGUAUUUCCUCCUUUUUAUUCUUUGAAAUUUCAGGUAAAACUAUUCAGCUGUGUGUGAGAAUAAAUUUAGGGAACACCUUUCAUUGAUGUUAGAAAUGUCUGUCACUGUUCCAUUAAGAUCCUCUUCUGUUUUAAAAUUUUGAAUUAGGGACUUUAGAAAUACAAUGGAAUGUUCUUGGAGUUGGAGACAUGAUUUUUGUUUCAUAUUCUGUUCUAUAUUCCAAACAUUGUCUCCACUGAGCUUUUUUUUUUUCCUUGCAAAUCUCCAGGGCACCAACCAGACUGCACAUGUAUUAUAUGCACAGAACAACUGGAUAUCCUUCUACCUCAGUAGCUUUCUGCUUGUGAUCCACACACCCAUUGGGAGAAACCUAAACUACUUCUGAGAAGCUCACAAGAUGCAACUGAUAGUCGAGCUUAUUGUCAGGUUUUAAUUCACAAUACUGUCUCUCUAGUGUUUUAAAGGGCUGGAAUUUGAAAAAAGUUGGAAAAAAAGCAGUUUUACAGAAUGCUACAGGGCCUGAGCUGGUGUCUAUCUGAAAUUGCUCCUCUUGACUACUGUACCAUAGGGAUGAGGAAAGAGACUGUUUUCUUAUGCUUUCAGUACAUUUUUCCUGAUGUUGAAGGCAGCACAGAGGACUGGAAAGUGACUAUUGUAGAAAAUACAAAGGGAGAAAUAGGAAAGAGGAGGGUUUGAAUAAAUUACUGGAUUACAGAGAAUCUGAUGCAGCAAUCAAGUAAUGGGAGACUUGAUAGGGAAAUAUCUGAAAUAAGGAUGCUGGCUAGAACCAUUAUGUGUGUGAGCCCAUGAGCUGGCAUGGUCUGACCUGACCAUCUUUGUUAUGUACCACAAUAAUAGAAGGACUCUAAAGAGAUUGGAAGGGGGCAUAGAAAAGGAGCAGAAGUGUUUCUUUUAAAUACUUAUCAUUUGGAAAAGCAAUCAUGUUUUUCUGAUAAAGUGGUGUAAUUUUGUAAGACCUUAGGUUUUCUGUGCUGAGACAAAGGCGAUAGUAUUAAUACUAGACAUAUGAACUGACAGCCUGGAUUUAGUGCCUGCUUACAGCAACUUGAAAUUUGGACAAGAAUACCAUGGACGCAAGCUGAGUACUUUUUAUGAAGAAAGUACAGGAAUUACUGACAAAUAAAGGAAUUCCAAUUUUAUAUUUUUCAUGGUUUUUCAAAGUGUUCUUUCCAUAUUGGAGGGGGUGGGAUUUUGACUAAAAAGAUCAAAUUAACACCCCACCCCCAUUUUGGAGUGUUGAAGUUUAACGCUGUUUCUCCAGGGACCUGUGAAGAAAAUGGACUAGAUAAAGAGAAGAGGACAGUUGCUCCUAAGAGAUUGCUCCUUAAAUUCUUUUUACCUCUGCUUCUUUUGACAGGGAAUUUGGACCAUGCAAGAAAGUUGUUUUGCUUUUUAAUGAAGCUUUACUUAGGUUCAGUCCCCAAGUUGUUCCUGAUGUUCUGGAAACUAUUUUUGUUUUUUGAGUAACUACAUGUUUGCAGGAUUAGGACCUAAAUUCUGGUUUUUUUCCAGUAGGUUUAAGUUGGCAUUUUUUCACUAUAAAUUUGUCUCUUUUAUCUCCAUUUGAUGAGUAUGACCUAACUUCUUGUACAAUUUACCAACUUUAUUACAUAGAUAGGGAAUAAAUACAUUAAAUCUGUCACCACCAGUGCAGGUGUCAAAGUAUUACAGUAUUGUCAGUAAGAAAAGAAAUAUAACCACAUAAUAAUGACUAUAUGGUAUCUAAUGUAAAUUCCUUAGUGAAUUAGAAAAGGCAAGAAGCUGGAAGGACCAACAUGACUCUCAUUAUACAAUACACAGAGACUAAAAUGCUACGCCAUUUAAUCUAAGGCAAGUAAUACUGGUUAAAUAUCUUUAGUAGAGUAUUAGCAUCUUGGAGAUGAACUUUGAAAUUGGGGAACAGGGAAGGAGAGAGGAGGGCACUUGAAAGUGUGGUGUGAUAAAAUUUAAAAAGAAGUUUGCUCUUGAUUUUUGGAGGAUACAUAACUGAGACAAAGAAAGGAGAAGGCAGUAGGUUGUGUUUACUAAUUAUAUAACCUUUUAUUUUCAUGAAGCUGUAAAAAAGACAUUCUUCUCAUGUAGUGUGACUUCAUUAUACCUCCAUUAAUUCAGAUUCAAGAUCCAUGUCUUAAAACACUUUAAUAGCAAUGUGACAAUCCAACAGCUUGACUGCUUUGUUCUCCUGGUACAAAAUAGGAUAAAAUUUAUGGAAUUCUGUGGAGUUACUUGUAUGAGAUCGAUUAUUUGUGGUUUGUUUCCAAGCAUUUUUGUGUGUAAGUCUUAGCAUUUGCUUGUGCAUACCUCAUGAAUCUAUUAUAUAUUUAGCUCAAAAUUCAGAAACUGUGAAACAACAUAAGAGUAUCUUAUUAGUUUACUUUUCAAUGUUGUGACCAACAGAAUUAAAUCUUCAUGCCUCAGGGUUGUUUUCUUUCUAUAAAAACGUUAACUUUUUUUUGUAGAGGUAGUGUUCAUAAUAAUGAUGGCAUCAUGUUUCUGGAUUAUAACAACAUCAAAACAGCCCCUGUUUAAAAAAAAUGAGCACUUAAAUAAUUACUGCACAAUAGAAAUAGAAGAACUAUGGUAUCUCAGUAACAAGGAGAUAGCUAUUGUCCAACCUUAACUUUUAGUUAAAAAUGCUGUGUCUUUUUAAAAUUAUUCUUAGAACAGUAGAUCUGAAGGCAAAAACCAAUUUUUAGAAUGCGCUUCAAUUAUUUUCAAACAAUACAGAUGGAAGGUAUUUCUCACUGUCAUUUAUAAAAUCCAAAAUAUUGUUUACAAGUUAUUGAAAAUAAGUCAACAGAAGUAGUAUUAUUUCACUAUGGUUUACUAUUUAGUAUUAUAAUAAUUUAACAUUGGAUUUAUCACCUCUGUUUUAGUGUUGAUUUCCAGAAAGUACUUCUAAGUACUCACAAAUUGGAAUUAUUUUAAAACUGUAAUGGAGAACAUCUUCAAGCUAAAUUUAUGUGCUUCUUUUUAUGUUUUGAGGGGUGUGUGUGGGGGGUCUUUUUAUUUUUUUGAAUGAUCUUUGUUUGGUGUUGUUGAUGUCUCUUCUGCUGUAUGUAUGUCUUUUUUUUUUUUUUUUUUAAUUUUGUAAUUGUCCAUCUGGUGUAACUUAUUUGUUUUGCACAUGACACAUAGGUAAUUUCUCACGUGUUUUAUAUGUGUUGAGAGCAUGAGAAUUCUUUCCGAGUAUAACCAUUUUGAUGGCUAUGAUGUGUUGCUUAUAGUUUUUCCAAACCACUGAAUUGUUCUUGUAUGAGCUGUUUUCCUGGAUGUUCUAGCAUUUGUUAUUCCUGAAAUAAAAGCAAAACACUGCCGCAUGUCUAAAUCACA